AGAGAUGGGAAAGGGAAAUAAUAUAAUUCCCAAUGGGCAUUUCCACAAAGAUUGGAAGAAACACGUGAGGACAUGGUUUAACCAGCCGGCUAGGAAGUUUCGCCGCUGGACGAAACGUAAUGAUAAAGCAAAAAAGAUUGCUCCCAGGCCUGUCGCUGGUUUGUUGAGACCCGUAGUUCGCUGCCCUACCUUCAAAUAUAACUCCAGAAUUAGAGCUGGACGAGGAUUCACUAUUGAAGAGUUGAAAGCAGCUGGUUUCAACAAAAAAUAUGCCAAAACCAUUGGCAUUGCAGUUGAUUUCAGACGCCGCAACAAGUCAGUUGAAGGUUUUCAAGUGAAUGUUCAGAGAUUGAAGGAGUACAAGGCCAACUUGAUCCUCUUCCCCAAGAAAUUGAACAAACCUCAGAAGGGAGAUGCUACCGAGGAAGAGAUGAAGUUGGCCACACAAUACAAAGGCAAACAAGUCCUACCAAUUAAAGCAUCAGUUGUUAAGGAGAAGGCAAGGGCAAUCACCCCAGAGGAGAAAAAAUACUCUGCUUUUGUUGCCCUUCGUCAAGCUCGUGCUCAUGCCAGGUUGGCUGGAAAGAGGGCCAAGAAACAAAAAGAUGCUGAAACCGAUGGGGGUGGCGAUAAGUAAAUGAUAGUGAUGUUGAAGUCAUUUGUGAAAUGUCAUUCACUUAAAAACAGUUUGUUUGUUCCAUGUACGUGUGUGAAGAUAAUAAAAUUCUGUUGAAUUACA
Messenger RNA from Helobdella robusta, 739 nucleotides. RefSeq lists its product as hypothetical. Bases 5 to 637 code for a protein of 210 amino acids. Gene Ontology annotation, cellular component: cytosolic large ribosomal subunit; ribosome. Gene Ontology annotation, biological process: translation. Lineage: Eukaryota; Metazoa; Annelida; Clitellata; Rhynchobdellida; Glossiphoniidae. The transcript has 3 exons. The record is from RefSeq and is a predicted model, not a curated record. Gene Ontology annotation, molecular function: structural constituent of ribosome; RNA binding.